UAGAGUGGAAAUGACGCCUACGCUUUUAAUAAUUUGUUUUGUAUUUUUAAUAACUACACGUGAUUGUGCAAAAAUAUUAGCCGUUUUUCCAACACCUUCCAUAAGUCAUCAAGUAGUUUUUCGUCCUCUUAUGCACGAAUUAGCUAAGCGUGGUCAUGAAAUUGUAGUAAUUACAACAGAUCCUGCAUUUCCAAAAGGUCAUAGUCCUCAGAAUCUCACAGAAAUUGAUGUUCAUGACGUAUCCUACAAUCUCUGGAAUGAAUUUGUGACCGCUGAAAAAGGAAAAGCAAAUGAAGCGCAUGGACACGUGAAACACAUCUUUGAAUUACUAACAUCAGUAUUCGAAGAGCAAUUAAAAUCUGAUGAUGUGCAAAAUUUAAUCAACGAUAAAAAACUAAAAUUUGAUCUUGUGUUUGUCGAAUCAUGUGUAAGACCAGCUUUGAGCUUUUCAUAUUUGUUUAAUGUACCAGUGAUAGAAAUUAGCUCUCUAGGUGGCAUAUACGGAACAUUUGACACAAUGGGAGUCCCGACACAUCCUCUAUUAUUUCCCAUAGUUACUCGUCAAAGAAUCCAUAAUUUAUCAUUUCUAGAGAAGAUAUUUGAACUAUACAGUCAAUUUUCAUCUGAAAGAACAUUUGGACUACUAGAAAAAUCGGAAAAUGAAAUGUUGAAAAGGCAUUUUGGUCCUGGUAUACCUACGUUAAGGGAACUAAAAAACAAUGUUCAUAUGUUAUUCUUAAAUAUACAUCCAAUAUGGGAUUUUAAUCGGCCUGUAUCACAAAAUAUUUUGUAUUUAGGGGGAAUGCAUCAAAAAUCUGAAAAGGAACUACCAAAGGAUCUCAAAACAUUCCUCGAUUCAUCUAAAAAUGGAGUUAUUUACAUGAGUUUUGGCACAAACGUCAAACCAUCACUUCUUCCGCCAGAAAAAGUUAAAAUAUUUACUACUGUAUUUUCUCAACUGCCCUACGAUAUUUUAUGGAAAUGGGACAAAGAUGAAAUUCCAGGACGGCCCAAGAAUGUAAGAAUUUCCAAAUGGCUUCCACAGUCUGAUUUACUUCGGCAUCCAAAAAUAAAGUUGUUCAUAACACAAGGGGGUCUGCAAUCAACAGAUGAAGCUUUGACAGCAGGAGUGCCUCUUAUCGGAGUGCCAAUGCUUGGCGAUCAGUGGUUCAAUGUUGAAAAAUACGUUAUUCACAACAUAGGAAUAAAGCUUAGCAUAGAAACACUUACGGAUGAAAUACUGAAAAGUUCAAUAGAAAAUGUAAUUGGAAAUACGAGCUACCGUCAAAAUGUCGUCAAGCUACGUAACAUAAUGCAUGAUCAGCCGCAGUUAUCAUUGGAGAAGGCUGUAUGGUGGACGGAAUACUUGCUGCGGCACGGCAGUGCUGUUCAUCUGAGGUCAGCAGCCUCAAACGUACCCUGGAUAGAAUAUUAUGGUUUAGAUAUCAUUAUACCAUUAACUUGUCUUAUUGUAAGUUCAUUAAUAGCGGCCGUUUUAUCAAUACAUUACAUUGUAUUCAAAUUAAAGUAUCUUCGUAUUAAACUUAAAGUAAAUUAA
This is a messenger RNA of Pararge aegeria (speckled wood butterfly), 1558 nucleotides long. RefSeq names its product UDP-glycosyltransferase UGT5-like. The transcript has 4 exons. Bases 11 to 1558 code for a protein of 515 amino acids. The record is from RefSeq and is a predicted model, not a curated record. Gene Ontology annotation, molecular function: UDP-glycosyltransferase activity. Lineage: Eukaryota; Metazoa; Arthropoda; Insecta; Lepidoptera; Nymphalidae.